AUGAACCGACCGGUUUGUUGGUUAAGUAAAAACUCACAGCUCUUCUUCGUCGCAACUUCUCCUCUGCUCGUAGGCAGCUUUGAGCUCGACGAUUUCAAACCAGACUACUGUCAGAUUUUAGCAUUGGGAGUGUUUAACAUGGCUGGAGGGUCAAAGAGUUCCAAAAGAAGAGAUAAGAAGGUUUCAACAGCAUAUGAUGAGCUAGUUACUUCAUCUAAGAAGACGUUAGCUUCCCUCUUGGAGUUACAAGGGGCUUUGUUUGAGAAGAACCCCUCUGUUGAUCAACAAGCAGAUGGUAAAGCUACUCUAACGCGUUCAGAAUCCAAUACAUCAGAUGGAGAAGAUAGCUAUGAUGAAUGGCACAGAAUAUCUGACAUUGGUCUUACUCUUUGUCUAUGUGUUGUAGAAUGUGGUGCAGCUGCUAUAAAAGGAAAGCUCCAUGCCUUUAACCAGAACGUUAGUGAACAGGUUGAUUCUUACAUGAGGGAUCCAAGCAGAAUGAUUAAACAAAUGCAACAAUCAACAUCUACUGUUGCUGUUUUCGGAACUGUGCCUGAGGAGGCCAUGGAACCAAACCAAGAGGAAAAACAACUGGAAGGAGGAGACCCUGAGCUUGUGGAAGAUGCUGAGUUCUAUCAGCAGUUAAUAAAGGAGUUCUUUGAGACCAUUGAUCCAGCUUCAUCAGGUAUAGUCACAAUAAAAAAAACAUCUUUGAACCGAGUCUUUGGUUGUCUGAAAAUCUCAAUACUGAUAUUGGCAGAAGCGGCUUUCUACGCCAUGAAGAAGUUUCAGACAGAGAAGAGGAAGAUUGUGGAUCGUCUUGCCUCUAAGAGCAGAAAAGUCAGGCAAAUUGUCAACUUCAUGGCUCCAAGACGUGUCAAGAUUCCUCCAAACUCUGCGGAUUUGCUGAAGAAUCUGUUUGGUCUCAAGACUAGAAACUGUCUGCCUGAAGUAUUAUAA
Messenger RNA from Eruca vesicaria subsp. sativa (arugula), 960 nucleotides. The record is from the annotation of a GenBank genome assembly. Lineage: Eukaryota; Viridiplantae; Streptophyta; Magnoliopsida; Brassicales; Brassicaceae.